UUGCCACAGCACCUCAACAUCGUCGCUUAGCCCAGUCUAAUAACAUCGAAACUCUCCGAGAGGAGCUCCGGGCCAUCUAUCACGGGACGUUAACAAUCCUUAAUAACUUGCAAUUGCUAUCGGAAGCGCACCCGAUGGCGCAGCCUGCUGUAUCGAACUCUUGGGACUCGAGCGUUAUACCCGAGAUCCCCAGUAUAAACCCCAGUUUUUCGCAUUUGGUCACAAAUGAUCAUGGGAACGUGGAUUCUUCUGGAUCGCUAAACAUGCAGAAUGCUACAAACCAUAACGUCCUGAGCGCGCAGGCCGCUAAUCCUAGCCCGCACAUCCCGCACGGCCUCCCUGAUGCGGCCAGUGGUUUGUACAUCCCCGGUUCACAGAUGUUUGGAGCAUCUACGACGGACAGCAGCCCCUCCCUCUCUCGGGCCUAUGAACAAUUUACUACACUACCCUCACAAUAUCUCAACGGCAAUGACAUCUCCCCGAGUACACAGUAUCAAUUUACUGGGUCAGCCAAUGUGACCAACCUUGAACAGAAUCAGUACGGGAAUAAUGGCCAUCGGUGGUCCGAGAACUCGCACGUGGGCUUCCAAAACCCCUCCGCUGCUACCGGACAAGCCUUGCCGCCAGUCAUAUCUCCAAAUAUUUACUAUCAAUCUGUUUUCCCCCAUCAGGUUCAGGGCUUGCAGCACUAUGUUCCAUAUCAAAAUAUGGUACAGGUCCCUCAAAUUAGCAACACUCAGCCGGCGACAGCAGGCCCAACGAGACUAGAUGCCCCUGCAGUUCCUUCGCUUAAUCGACAGACUUCAUUUCGGCCUCGCCAAUAUGGUCAAUUUCCGCAAGCGGGGGUGUCGCCCACAUCAACAUCUAUCCAUCAUAGGCGGCAGCAUCGUAACCAUAGUAUUACUUCAAGCGCCCCUCCUGUCCAGCAGCAACAUACACGGUCCAAUUCGCAGAAUCUGUACGUGCGAGCUCGACCUAUGAGAGACUCCAAUUCUUUGAAUGUGCCUUCCCCACAGAUUCAGAGAAGCCACUCUGCGGUGACUGCAGUGCCGCAGGUUUUACCUACUGCGGGGGGUGAGGCUCACUACCCACCGCCACUCACUCAGCAGGAGCAAAUAGAACUCGCUCGGAGACUCCACAUGAGAGAGAUGCUGCGUUCCGCACGAUCCAGUGAACAUCAUCGGCUGCAUUUAUACGAGGAAGACUACCUUCGACAUCAUCGUCGGCAGCAAGAGGAAGCGGCCUCGCACUGUAAAGGCUUAGAUGAUCAAAAAGAUGGGCGCCCAGAGCCAAAGGACGAUGAGGAACUGAAUGUCAACCUCGAGUGUAAAAUCUGCAUGAGCCAGCUUGUGGAUACAGUUCUCAUUCCUUGCGGGCAUGCGAUUCUUUGUCGUUGGUGUGCUGAACAGCAUUCGCGGUCAGAUCGAAUGCGACCGAAGGCGUCGGUGGUUUGUCCGCUUUGCCGCGCUCCUGUGAAGCAAAAGCUCCGCAUUUAUCUCUCUUGACAUUUUGCUAAGUUUGAUGAAUACUCUCAUCACAGAUUCUACGACUUAUGACUGUUAUGUAGUUCCCAUCUAACCUCUUCUUGUUCUCUUGCUCGGAGUCUACCUCUAUAUUUUGGGUUACUGGGAGUGGUAAUUGCAUUAUUUUGGAGUAUUGGUUCCAGCGAAGGGCUAUCAACAGUUUCUUGAGCAUAUGAUUUUUGCGACCACAGAUUGGCAUUGGGAUGACAAUUUGAAGUUCCAUUUGGGGAGAGAUUGGCUUACGAGUUCCAGAUUGACUCUUAUAGCCAUGAGACAGCCCCCAUCUCUACGCUAGAUAUUUCCUUUGAACUGUAUGGAUUUAUCCUGUCAAUAGCAUACUCAGGCCUCAUGUUCAU
This is a messenger RNA of Aspergillus alliaceus, 1879 nucleotides long. Its product is annotated as C3HC4 finger protein. Lineage: Eukaryota; Fungi; Ascomycota; Eurotiomycetes; Eurotiales; Aspergillaceae. The record is from RefSeq and is a predicted model, not a curated record. The transcript has 3 exons. The coding region runs from base 135 to 1505 and encodes 456 amino acids.